Molecule: messenger RNA, 1911 nt
Organism: Brassica rapa (field mustard)
Lineage: Eukaryota; Viridiplantae; Streptophyta; Magnoliopsida; Brassicales; Brassicaceae
Product: TOM1-like protein 4
Biological process (GO): protein transport to vacuole involved in ubiquitin-dependent protein catabolic process via the multivesicular body sorting pathway
Molecular function (GO): phosphatidylinositol binding; ubiquitin binding
Source: RefSeq, a predicted model, not a curated record
GUCUAAAUGUCACCGACUGUGAACAUUAAUAGCCAAAAGCAAGAGUAAGACCAAAACCCAAAUCACAAGUUUGCCUUUUUCGUGCAUCUAAAUAGAAGUAGAAAAGUCGGAGUUGAUUCUAGACCCCCAAAGCCCUGACCUUAUUACCUUGACACGAUCAAAGAAUAAUCCUUGCCGUGUCCUAGUGAAAAAAGUUGAAACUUUUCCCUUCAAAUCGUCUCAUCUCCUUCGAUUCCUGAGCCAUUAACAACUCUUCUCUUGUUCCCUCUUCUUCUGGUUCUCUGGUCUGAACAAAGAAAGUUAAGAACUUUUAGGGAUUUGAUUGGUCAGAGAUCAUCAUAAGAUGGCGAACGAUGCGGCUGCAUGUGCGGAGAGAGCUACAAAUGAUAUGUUGAUUGGUCCUGAUUGGGCUAUUAACAUUGAACUGUGUGAUAUUAUCAACAUGAACCCUAGUCAAGCAAAAGAAGCAGUGAAGGUGCUCAAGAAGCGGUUAGGAAAUAAAAACUCCAAAGUCCAGAUUCUUUCUCUUUAUGCGUUGGAGACUUUAAGUAAGAACUGUGGGGAGAACGUGUGUAAGCUUAUCAUAGACCGUAAUGUUCUGACUGAUAUGGUCAAAAUAGUGAAGAAGAAGCCGGAGCUGAAUGUGAGGGAGAAGAUACUAAGCUUGCUAGAUACAUGGCAAGAAGCUUUUGGUGGACGUGGUGGUCAAUACCCACAAUACUACAAUGCCUAUAAUGAACUCAGGGCUGCUGGAAUUGAGUUUCCACCAAGAACGGAAAGUAAUAUGUCCUUCUUUACUCCACCUCAGACUCAGCCCAUUCCAUUAGAUGAAGACGCCGCUAUUGAGGCCUCACUGCAAGGAGAUGAUGCUGCUAGCUUCAGUAUGGAAGAGAUUCAAAGUGCUGAAGGAUCAGUAGAUCUUUUAAUGGACAUACUUGGAGCACUUGAUUCCGCCGAGGGGUUGAAAGAAGAGCUUGUGGUUGAUUUAGUUGAGCAAUGUCGUACCUAUCAGAAACGUGUGAUGACUCUUGUCAACACCACCACAGACGAGGAGCUUCUGUGCCAGGGAUUAGCAUUGAACGAUAACUUGCAGCGUGUUCUUCAGCGUCAUGACGAUAUGGCCUCUGUUCCUUCAAAUGGAGGCGGUGCAACAGCUCCUCCUCCUCCUCCUCCUCCAGCUCAACUUGUCAGCAUCAAUCAUGAUGAUGACGAUGAAUCAGAUGAUGAUUUUGCUCAGCUAUCUCACAGGUCUAAAAGAGAUUCCAGUCCUAUUCUUCCUCCUCCUCCUCCACCACCUCCAUUGAGACCAGUACAUGGUACUACAGAGUCAGGUUUGGUGGAUUUUCUUAGUGGUGAUGUCUAUAAACCUCAAAGCUCCUCACAAGGAGUGAAGCAGCCUCUUCCUGCUCCUCCUACUGCAGCUGCUUCUCCUCCUCCUGCUCCAUGGGAUACUGAGGUUAUCAGGAACCUACCGCCGCCGCCUUCAAGGCACAACCAGAGGCAGCAGUUCUUUGAGCAUCAUCACUCGAGCAGCGGCUCUGAUUCCUCUUACGAUGGUGGUCUUGUUGGACAGACCAGGAACCUCUCUUUGAAUAGUGAAACCAAGAAAGCAGAGGAUAUGCUUUUCAAAGACUUGGUUGAGUUUGCCAAAACUAGGUCGUCCAAGCCCAAACAUUAGGUCGCUUUUGAGUCUUUUGCGUGUGUAACAAUCAUUGCUUUAACAAUUAACAGUCAUAUGAUAUUUGAGUGUGCCUUAUUGUUAAAUACAUUUGUGUUACAACCAGUCACGUUCAAGAUAACAUUAUGCACCCAAAACAAAACCAAUAACUAACAAUAGAAUGACUCGGCUUUUGGUUUAUGUUUAUUUUAUCCUUUUCAUCUUUUUUUUUAUUUAGUUAUCUUGUAGAUGGU